AUGUCAGAUCUUGAAAAAGAAAAGGAUCAAUCAAAUGUUGAAAUAACGUCAACAUUUUCCAAAAAUAAUCUAGACCCACAUGCUGUGCUUUCCCAUGUUGUCUCCAUUGAUGGCAGAGUCGUUGAUGUCACUGGUGACGUUGACGAGGCCAUGAAAUAUGCAUUUGACGCUGAAGAGGUGGAACUGACCGAUGAACAAGCCCGCAAGCUACUCUUCAAGAUUGACAUCUACUUGUUGCCUCUGAUCUGUUUGCUCUAUUCGAUCCAGUUUAUGGAUAAGGUUUCUUCUUCGUCGGCCUCUGUUAUGGGUUUGCGUACAUACUAUCACAUGCAUGGCACGCAAUAUUCUUGGGUGGGUUCGUCCUUCUACUUGGGUUACUUGAUUUUGGAAAUUCCAAUGUCCAUGAUAUUGCAGAGAUUUCCAGUUGCUAAAACUAUUGGUAUAAUUGUGGUGAUUUGGGGUGCCAUUUUGUGUUUGCAUGCUGCAGCUUCCAACUACCCGGGCCUCAUAACGUUGAGAACACUACUUGGUAUCUUUGAAUCGGGGGUCACACCAGCAAUGGUGAUCAUCACCGGUCAAUGGUACAAGGCAGAAGAACAGUUCCUCAGGACGGCCAUCUGGUUUGCGUGUAAUGGGCUAGGAACCAUUCUUGGCUCGUCCAUCGCCUACGGCUUGGCCAUCAGGAUGAACUCGUACAGCAUCGAAGCGUUCAAGGUGUUGUUCAUCGUCAUUGGCUGCAUGACCAUCUCAGUUGGUGUGAUGAUCUUCUUCCACAUUCCAGAUCUUCCGGUGAAGGCCUGGUUCUUAAACAAAACGGAAAAGAAACAGGUUGUUCUCAGAAUUAAGUCAAACCAACAAGGUUUUGGUAAUAAGCAUUUCAAGCUUCACCAGCUAAAGGAAGCACUUUUGGAUAUCAACACGUGGAUCUUUUUCUUCUGGGCUAUAGCUGCAGAUAUACCUAAUGGUGCACUAACGAAUUUUGGUAACAUUCUACUCUCAGAUACGUUUGGGUAUUCUGCUACAAAGAGUAUGUUGAUGAACAUGCCCAAUGGGGCGGUGGAGAUCGUGGGUUGUAUUCUUUUUGCUUGGACAGUCAGAUUUUUCAGGCAUAAACUUGCAGUUUCCUUGUUCACUACGGUUAUCACCCUUAUAGGAAUGUGUAUGCUAGCAUUUGCAAAGCAAUCACCUCAUGCAAGAUUAGCCGGUUACUAUCUUUUCUCUAUUUCUCCAAUCUCGAUGAUUUGUGCAUUGUCCUGUUUUACUUCGAAUGUUGCUGGCCAUACUAAGAAGAUUACAGUCAAUGCAAUCUAUUUGGUUGGAUACUGUACUGGUAACUUGAUUGGGCCACAAACCUUCAUUGCAAAACAGGCUCCUGAGUAUAGAGGUGGACAGAUCUCAAUGGUGGUUUGUUAUGCUGUUGCGCUUCUGCUUAAUAUCUGGGUUUAUUACAACUACUGGUCCGAAAAUAGACGAAGAGAUGCAUUACUCGCUGAGGGUAAGAUUGAUAUUCCACACAUUGAAAACAUUGAAUUUGCAGAUUUGACAGACAGGGAAAACGUUAACUUUAGAUACGUGUUAUAA
Molecule: messenger RNA, 1581 nt
Organism: Pichia kudriavzevii
Lineage: Eukaryota; Fungi; Ascomycota; Pichiomycetes; Pichiales; Pichiaceae
Exons: 1
Coding region: 1-1581 (526 amino acids)
Biological process (GO): dipeptide transport; tripeptide transport; transmembrane transport
Cellular component (GO): plasma membrane
Molecular function (GO): dipeptide transmembrane transporter activity; allantoate transmembrane transporter activity
Source: RefSeq, a predicted model, not a curated record